UGUUUACCGAAAGUGUCCAAUGGCUUUAACCAUGAUCCGCAGAGUGAAUGAUUCGAACCGUAGACUAAGCCUGGUAUAUACACAAACAUAGAUCCAAGUCUGCUGCAAUGUCGCUCUGCACAAAACCAACACCAUUCCGCCCUUUGGUGCAUUGACAAAUUACAGCGGACGUGACAAAUCAGAGGGCAAAAUGUGAUAUAAACCUACGAAAUUCCAAACUUGAAUUGAUUCCGCCGACUUAACACUAGAACUGAAUGAGUUUACGUGAGAAUGCACUGCCACUGUUGUUUAGUCGCUACACCUGAGAGAGUUCUUUGUGAGUUUUGAUUGAUAAUAGCCAAGCAAGUGUAUUACAAAUUUAUGGAGAGUGUAGAAGCUACUUGAAAUGCCAGACAAGCAGCAAUUGCGAAAAACUGUAAGAGCUCGGACGUGUGGGUUUCUUGAUGGUACUGUCUCCACCUACAUCUUCUAAUCAUUCUUGUCCAAGAUAGAACGAGAACCAUCUACUACUGAGUCUACAACGAGUCAGAUCUGCGUCAAGAUGCUUGGCCAACUGCCUCCGUGAACCCCAAUGUGUGGCCGUGAGUUACAGCCAGCUAACCGGUGAAUGUGAGCUUUAUGACGGCAGCAAGACUGACCACCCAUCGGAUGUCAUUACGAAUGAUGGAUGGUCUUAUUACGAAAUCACGUCAAAGACCACACAAGUUCUAUCAACGGACAUGCCUUCAACAACAGCACCCACAACAACAGGGCAACCGACAACUCAAGCGCCGACAACGGAAACACCGUCAACGACUGCGUUACAAACAACCAAACAGCCGCCAACAACCGAUAUGUUGACAACUAGCCAGACAACUGGACAACCGACAACUCGAGAGCCGAUAACGGAAAAGCCGCCAACAACUGCGUUGCAAACAACCAAACAACCGUCAACAACUGACAUGUCGACAACCAUGCAGACAACUAAACUGCCGACAACUGCAUUCAAAACAACAGCCCAGCCUGGUCCCAGAGAUUGUUGGGGCUAUUACAGUGAUGGAUUCUAUAACAGUGGUCUCUAUACCAUCUACAUCAAGGGGGCAGCACCUGGUGGAACUAGUGUAUAUUGUGACAUGCAGUUUGGUGGAGGUGGGUGGACGACGAUACAGAGGCGGGUCAACGCUGUCGACUUCUAUCGCAACUGGGCGUCUUACAAGAUGGGCUUUGGUAUCAUUGAUGACAAUGAUUCCGAUUUCUGGCUCGGAUUAGAUCUCAUUUACCUCUUGACAAAUCAAGACGACUACCAGUUGCGUAUUCCACUGGUGGACUGGUACGGUGAAGUCAAAUUUGCCAAAUACAGUGAGUUUCGAGUGAACAACGAAGCGGACAACUAUCGACUGACGGUUAGUGGCUUUACUGGAACUGGAGGUGAUUCACUGAUAGCGACUCACAAUGGAAUGCAAUGGACAACCCACGACAAGGACAACGACAACGCCAUCGGAACCAAUUGUGCCGAGGUGUACCAGGGAGCUUGGUGGUACAACUCCUGCCAUACGUCUAACCUGAAUGGUCCACGAACAUCUGCCAGUAUUUCACCCGGUCGUGGCAUGGUGUGGAAGACAUGGCCUGGGGAGUCCGUCUCCUUAAUGGAAGUAGAAAUGAAAAUAAAGCCACUAAGUGCCGGCUAAACAGACCAUAAACAUAAAAUUGAUUGAUUUGAGACUACAUACCCUUUCAGGUAGUCUGUGGCAAGACAAUAUCAAUUUUCCAUCGGUUAAGACAACAACGAGGCAAGAACAAUACACACUCAUUAAAAUUCAACUUUAGACUUCAUUAUAAACUAGUCAGUUUGUCUGCCGUCAGACAAACUUGUUGUUGUUAUUAUUUUAAAUUGUUAUGUGAUUUAUUAAAGGCAUUGCAUUUGGAAUGGAAAAUUGAGACAAUGUAGUCAUUAAAAUAUAAACAGCCUACAAACACCCAUUGAAUAGCGAGGACAAAAGACAAACUGAGUUGUGGCGGUGCUAUUGCGAGAUCACUGCUCUCGCGCGAAAUGCUGGUUGCCGACUUCUACUCCCCAUGUAGUCGUGACAGCAGUAGUAGAAUACCGCGGGAUUCUAAUGGGAGAGUCGGAACGCUAUCACCGAGACAGACAUUUAACGACUUGUCCACAAGUCUAUUGUUCUAUGAAUGAUUCAUAGGUUAUGAAACGUGCGUUAUUCAAAAGUACGAUUAACCAAUCAGAACGAUUAACCAAUCAAAACGCGGACUUUCUCUAGUUUAGUCCAUUUUGUUUUGGAAGGGUUACAGGAAAAUACCAAAAAAGUAAGAAAUCAAUUCAGACGAACAUGGAAGUGGGUCAGUUUUUAUAAUAAGUUUAUAAAAGGGAAUGAAGGAUCAACAAAAGGAAGUGUGAAUGAAAGAGAAGAGAUUGCAUUAUACCCAAAAACGUUUUAUAAACGAAACCCAAAAUGGAUGAUUGUUGUUUUCACAGACAGUGUGCAUAAUUUAUUAUUCAUAAAUACCUCAGACAGUUUCGCUAUUCCUAUUGGUGGAGAGCACGUCACGUGGGUGUGUAUAAACCUUUGUUUAUGACCAGUAAAAAGUGUUGAAACAUUGGCGUGACACACGAGUUUGCACAUGUUCUUAUAAGACAGUUUCUUCAUUCCUAUUGGUCGAGAGCAACGGCCGAGACAGUUGU
This is a messenger RNA of Asterias rubens (European starfish), 2677 nucleotides long. Its product is annotated as ficolin-1-like. The coding region runs from base 720 to 1667 and encodes 315 amino acids. Lineage: Eukaryota; Metazoa; Echinodermata; Asteroidea; Forcipulatida; Asteriidae. The record is from RefSeq and is a predicted model, not a curated record. The transcript is spliced from 7 exons.